AUAUUUUUACAACUCAAACUCAAACAAGAACAGAUAGAGAGAGAGAGAGAGGCGACAAAAUCAAUCGUCCCUCUUCCGAUAGCCACAGAAAACGAAAAGAAUCAAAACACGAAAUCAGACGAAGAUCUUCUUAAGUGAUUACAUCAAUCAAUUUUGAAACCCUAAUUGUUCAAAUUCAUCUUCUUUCUUCUUCUUCUUCUUCUUCUUCCCUCUUCUUGUCUUUAUCAUUAUCUCACAAAGUUUCGAUUUUUAAUUUUCUUUUCAUGAAAACAUCUCUGUUUUCUUAACUCUCCCGAUUUCAAUUCCGUAAUCUGGGUUUCGUUGUUUCGGAUUCACUUUGAAGAAAAAAUUCAAUCUCGCCUCAAAACCCACAUGGGAUUGGCACUAAACAGUAGACUGACAAGAAGAAGAAGAGUAGUCAUCAUCAUCAUCAUCAUCAUCGACAUCGAGUGUUUAUUACGAUUAUGUCCUUAGCAGAAGAAUCUUUCAACGGUCGAUACACUUUAUGGAUCAAAGAAGCGUUAGACGAGCUUCCUCACAAUUUCACAAUCACCGACCCGUUUCUUUCGGGUCACCCGAUUGUUUUCGCGAGCUUAGGGUUUUUGAAGAUGACCGGGUACUCGAGAGCAGAGGUGAUCGGAAGAAACGGCAAGUUUUUCCAAGGGCCCAAGACUAAUCGAAGAUCGAUCAUGGAGAUACGCGAAGCGAUUCGUGAAGAGAGAUCUGUUCAAGUGAGCUUGUUGAACUAUCGUAAAUCUGGGUCUCCGUUUUGGAUGUUGUUUCAUAUGAUCCCUGUUUUUGGGAGAGAUGAUGGUAAAGUCAUCAAUUUUGUUGCCGUUCAGGUCCCGAUCUCGGGACGUGAUCAUCAUCGGAAGAUGAGAAUUGGGUCGGGUUUGAGUGGAGAUGAUGUGUCGUUGGAUCAUUCUGAAUUGGUGUUUGGUUCUUGUCGAAGAGAGGUUUGUUUUGGUGAUUUCGUGCAGCAUCGAGCUUUACCUGUGGAAUGUGAUGAUGAUGAUGAACAAGGAUUAGAGGAUUGGGAGUACUGUGAAGCGAGUGAGUCUGAGAAGCUAAGAGCUGUGGAAGCAGUUAACACUGUGUUAUCUGUUUUAACACGUUACAGCGAGUUGAGUGGUAGAUUAGUCUGCGGGAAGCGGUACUGCUUGCGAGGAGUAGAUUGUCUAAGCUCGUCGUUAGUUAUUUCUCUUGGUAGAAUCAAACAAAGUUUCGUAUUAACCAAUCCAUGCAUACCCGACAUGCCUAUUAUUUAUGCGAGUGAUGCCUUUUUGACAUUGACUGGCUACAAGAGGCAUGAAGUGUUGGGACAAAACUGUAGAUUUCUGAGUGGAGUUGAUACCGAUUCCUCAGUUCUUUACGAGAUGAAGGAGUGCAUCUUAAAGGGACAAUCAUGCACAGUGCAAAUACUAAAUUACAGCAACAGAAAAGAUAAGAGCACAUUUUGGAAUCUUCUUCACAUCUCACCAGUUCGUAAUGCUUCAGGCAAGACAGCAUAUUUUGUAGGCGUUCAGGUCGAAGCAAGUUGCAGAGAUACUGAAAGUAAAGAGCUGAGACCGGAGACAAAGCAACUGAGUGUGGUCGGUGCUGUAAGAGUAGCGGUUAGGAGCUCAUUCAUGGUGACAUGCUAAUAUAAGCCCAGAAAGAUGAAAAUACCUAGGAAGUAGAAAAAGAGUAUGAACUGAAUUGGUCAUAUAUAUGUUAUAUGUAUAAUCGUUGUACAUGAAAUAAAAUCUUCAUUUUGAGUCCUAAAAUAGUCUAUAGAAAUUUCCAAAACAAAAAGAUGGUAAUAGACGUGAGUAUACCAGUCUACUCUA
Molecule: messenger RNA, 1829 nt
Organism: Camelina sativa (false flax)
Lineage: Eukaryota; Viridiplantae; Streptophyta; Magnoliopsida; Brassicales; Brassicaceae
Product: protein TWIN LOV 1
Cellular component (GO): nucleus
Source: RefSeq, a predicted model, not a curated record